AUCUUUCUCAUCGUCAGUAGAGAAGCAAGAGGGUUUGUUGGUACAGACGGAUGAAGCACGAAAUCGAAAUGCCACAUUUAGCAAGAUGGUAUCAAGAAGUUGUGGCCUCGCGGAAAAAGCCACGAUUCGCAAAAAUAGAUAGAUGUCACAAACGUCGUCCGGCGAAAACAACGAUUUCCACCUUGUAUUCUCUCGGGAUCAGGCGAUUUAAUCAUGGCCGGGAUCUGUGGAUGUUUUGGGGCAGUCAAAUCUGCCGCGUCGUCCAAGCGACACGAAUACCGGCCUGAAGUCGAGAAGGAAAACAUGAAGGGCUUGGAUGGAGAAUCGUCUUCCGAGGAGGGGGACACGAGUCCGCCGCCGUGGGUGGCGGAUUUGGAAGCUACGGGUGCACGUUUCGAUCUCGAGGAGCUGCGGGCCAGCGUGGCGCGAAUUCGCACGCUGUCGCACCUGAGCAAGGCCCAGCGCACGGAGGUUUUCCGGCACGGGUUCGAGGUGCACAAGAUUGCGUCCUCCGGCACGGCUUUUUCCGGCGUCCCGGGGCUGUUUGUCGUCGUCGCCGGGAAAAUUGAGGAACGCCGUGUGUCGGACGGUGUGCUGGAGCGCCGCGUCGGCUACGGUCACCACCUUGGGGACUUCCUUAGUGGUGCUUCUUCAUCUAAGCUGGAGAAGAGCGGAGGCAGCAGAGCAGGCUCGUCGAUGUUGAACAACGCCAAUCAUCAUCAAGAGAUCGAAUUGAAAGCUGUGGGUCCUUCGGCGCACCACAAGGAACACGGGCGGCUUCUAGAAGAGGAGGGAAGUGCCGUGAUGCUGGGCGACAUCGAUGUGGUCAUGGAGGACCGAAUAACGGGGGAAUCUUCAGGAUGGCCCGUCAGUGAAGACGCGGACGACAUUCAUAGUGAAACAGAUCAUCACGAUGGGAAAAACAAGGAGAAAAAACGCGGGCCGGUGGUCGGGCUGCUACUGACACGCGAAAGCUACAAGGCGUUGCGGUUGCCGUAUCCCAAGAAGGGGAUCCGGCGCUCGCACAAGCUGGCCGUGGCCCCGGGGCCGCGACGCCGGUACCGGGACUCCGAGCUGUUCCGCUACCUGGCCGAUCGGGAGCCGUUAGGGGAUGAUCUAGUUCCGCUGGCCGCCGCCCCUCGCACCAGCAGGGACCACAGAGGACGCAACGAGGAGAGGACCGGAGAUGAAAUAAAGACCACCAAGGAAGAGCGCGACAUGAUAAUGCAGGCGCUGCGGGGAAACAAGCUUCUGAAGAACGUGGUCACCAACCGCGACAAGGCCUGGGACCUGUCCGGCAAGGCCAUCCGCGUGCCGUGCCGACCGGGGAAGAAGGUGGUGGUUGCGGGGGCGCUGGACUGCGAGCACUUCUUCAUCGUGAACAAGGGCACGUUCUGGGUGCACCAAGCGGAAAAAUACCUCUCCGCGGGGGAAAGUUUCGGCGAGCUGGCGCUGCUGUACCACCGGGCGCGCGAAGCCACCGUGCUGUGCACCAGCGCCAACGAUUACGACGAGGAGUGGGCACACGUCGAGGGGGAAGAGGAGGACGGUGACAACACUCCCGUCAAAAAAGAGGACGAAACGCCCGACAGCGCGGAACUGUUCGUGCUGCACCGCGAGCACUUUCAGGCGUAUCUGCAGGAGGAGACGAAAGCGGAGCAGCUGCGGGUAGCCGAGGCGUUCGCCGCGGCCUCGAAGACCUUUGGCAAGCACCUAACGGAGGAGGAACUGCACGCGAUUUCGGAAACGCUGGUGUACACCGAAUUUGAGCCGGGAACCGAGCUGCUGCGGCUGAGCGAGACGCUGGAAGCCAUGUACCUUGUCACGGACGGGGGGCUCAAGCGCGUGGCGCUCGACGCGGCGUUCGACGAGGAGCAGAUCUCGGUGCACGCGGUGAAUUGGGAGCGCGACCUGAGCUCGUGCUUGCUGCUGGGCGAGCAGGCGCUGUUGAAAAACACGGCCAGCGCAGAAACGGUGGUCUCCACGUCGCGCGUGCAAGCCUACUGCUUGCGCCGCAUCACACUGGAGCUGCUGAUGGGCACGGAGAAGCUCUCGUUCCUCCUGGACCCGGAGCGCAUGAGCGAGCGGCGGUCGACCAUUUCCGACCGGAAUUCCCUGGUGCUAAAUGAGUCGGAAAUGCUGCAGUACCAUUUGGAUGCACAGCAAUCCCGAGCCGGUGGGCAAUCCACGGCGAAGCGCGACACGGCGUUCCACAAACCCUGGCUGGAAAUGUCGGAGCUGCGGAAAGUCGGGUUGCUGGGGUGCGGGGCCUUCGGCGCGGUCACUCUCGUGAAAGACAAGAAGAAUCACUACUAUGCUUUGAAGCAGAUGAGCAAGGGGCACGUCGUGCAGUCGGGGCUGCAGCAGGCGGUGUUGAACGAAAAACGCCUCCUGCAAAUCGUGUCCGACUGCCACUUCGUCGUGAAGCUAUGCAACACCUACAAGGACAGCAGCAACCUGUUUCUCCUCAUGUCGCUCGCGCCCGGCGGGGAGCUCGGGAAAAUGUACGAGACCAACCACCUCCACGGCGUCGAUUGGUAUGUGCGGUUUCACACCGCCUGUGUGGUGGAGGCGCUGGACUUUUUCCACUCGAAGCACAUCGUGUUCCGCGACCUGAAGGGGGAAAACGUGUUGAUUGAUGCGAAGGGCUACGCGGUGCUGGCGGAUCUGGGCCUCGCGAAACUGAUCGUGGGCCGCACCUACACGUGUUGCGGCACGCCUCUGUAUUUCGCCCCCGAGGUCAUCUCCGGGAAGGGCCACAGCUUCGAGUUCGACUGGUGGUCGCUCGGGGUGGUGUUCUUCGAGAUGAACAUGGGCUUCACGCCCUACGAGGCGGAUUCCGUGGACAAGAUCUACAGCAACAUCAAGCGGAACAACAUCGCCGAUUUUGAGGAGAUGUGGUACGAGACCGGCGGCAGCUACGAGAGUUGGAGUUUCUUUUCGAACCUCUGCAAGUCGAACCCGCACGAGCGGCUGCCCAUGCGCAAGGGCAAGAUGGAAAACGUCCUGGUGCAUCCGUACUUCAUGAUCGCGCCCGAUGCGAACACGGCGGAAGCAGAUAUCGCGGACAACGGCUACAAGUACGUGGACGAAGAGGGCAACGUGGUGGAUCCGCCGCCCAGCACCACGAACAGCAAGGACACGCCUAAAUUCGGGUCCAGCAGCUCCACCUCGUCCCUGAAGAACAAGACGUUGCCGUCCCAACGCUUCUUCGACUGGCAGGCCCUGGAGGCCGGGCGGCUGGAGGGGCCGUUUCUGUCCAAAACCUGGUCGAAUCCGGAAUACAUGGUGUUCAAGCUCAACGUGAAUCCAAGCUGGAUGCCUCCACAAAUCCCCUACAAGGACGACGGCACACAUUGGGAUCGAGAAUUUUGAUCGAGGCCGUCAAUCUCAAUGAGAAUGAUUUGCUCAGAUUCAGAACAUUAGUUACUGAUGGAAUUCUCGUCACGCUGAUUAGUUGCAGAGCUAACACGCUCAACUUGUUAACUCGCCGCGUAAAAACCUGGCGUCUAUGAGCCUUGAUCAUUCACUAGGAACAAUAAAAGAGUGACUUCCUAGAAGCAGGAGGCUGCAUUGGUUUGCUUCUAAAGAAGAAGUGGACUGGAUUAGCAGGAUGAUGAUGUUGAAGCAAGUCAAGCGUCGGGUUUUGAAGCGUAUCUAUAAACAACUCCCUGUUCAAGGCUGAGGAUGCUGC
This is a messenger RNA of Amoebophrya sp. A120, 3694 nucleotides long. The record is from the annotation of a GenBank genome assembly. Lineage: Eukaryota; Dinophyceae; Syndiniales; Amoebophryaceae.